AUGACAGCUGCACUUCACCAUGCAUCACCAUGCCCUUCCCCUCGCCACCUUGUCUAUAAAUUCAGUAAGCUGCUGGCUCAAUAUCAUCACUUCAUCAGCUCAUCCACCAACUGAGAGUUGCGACAAGCUCACUCCUUCAAGUUCUCACAAAGACAGAGAGCCAACCAUGGCCGGUGCCAAGAGACUUUCUCAACUGGCAAAGAAGUGGCAGAGGGUGGAAGCACUCGGGAGGAAGAGGCUCACAGGGUCAGCCAAAGAGGAUCAAGACUGCUGCAGUUUUGUACCAGCCAAGGGCCACUGUGUCAUGUACACGGCCGACGGGACGCGUUUCGAGGUGCCCUUGGUGUACCUCAGCACCACGGUCUUCGGCGAGCUCCUGAGGAUAUCUCAGGAGGAGUUUGGCUUUGCAAACAAAGGCAAGAUCACACUGCCUUGUGAUGCUGCAGUGAUGGAGUAUGUCAUGUGCUUGCUCAGGAGAAAUGCCUCCAUCGAGGUCGAGAGUGCAUUGCUCAGCUCUAUGGUGACGUCUUGCCACUACACUGGCUGCGCCAUGCCUACUGUUGGAGCCAGCCAACAGAUUUGCUGUUUGUAGCUUCUGAAGAAGAUGCAUGAAGAGGCCCUGGCGAUGUAUUUUUUCUUGUUUAGUUUGCCUGGAUAGUGUAAGAUAGUUAGAUAACAGACAAUAGGAGCAGGAAAAUUGUAUGUAUAGCAAUCUGAUCAUUAAAGCAACAAAGCAGUACUCUGGGCAUUCUUCUCUUAAAUUUUAGUUUCAUACAACUCUACAAUGGACCAAAAAUGGUUGUGACUCUACUUUUAGAUGUCGAUAGUUUCAUCCUGCUGCACAGAGAAUACGCAACAAGUCUCCAUACAAUCUAUCAUCUAGGCCUCUGGAAAAUAAAUACAGUACCAUCAACAAAAUAAGUAGGUAAAAAUUACAAAAUGGAAUAGAAACCAGGGUUUGCUCUACAAGUAUUUAGGGGUAUAAGGCAGAUCUAUUUUUGGGGGUAAAAAGAGUGAUAGUUAACUGUUACUGAAAAGCUGAAUGUUCUACCCACAAAACUUUACAGAAGGUAAUGUCGGUGCAAGAUAUAGAUGCCAGUUAUUCACUUCACAAAUGCAGCUGGUUCAAGGUCCAAAGGAAAGUGCAGAGAAGGAGCUACGGAAUGGCUUCUUCAUGCAAUGGUAGAUCAUCAACAGAACUCAGUGAUGACACUGUUCAGCAAGUUAUGUGUGUUGCAUCAAUUAACACAGUCCCUUUCACACCUAAUCAAAAUGUUAAAAACACGCUAAAGUACAAUCAUAUAGAUCCAAGUAAGUUUCUCACCUGCUAAAGGAAGACUAUAACUCUGAAUUUAGUCCAAAUACUUGUGUUUGAGAAACCCAACUACUAACUGGAAACGACACAUUGAAAUUGUUAUGAAUACAAACGGAACCCAAGAUGCAUCAGCGACAUGUGCUUUCAGCUUAAAAAUCAAACAUAUCAUGUGCUAGACCGAAGCAAAUUUUUCAACUCGAUGUCAACAGAGAAUAGAUUGAUCAGGUGCAUGAACAAUGCACGUAAGAAAGCACAUAGAUGGUGC
Messenger RNA from Triticum dicoccoides, 1580 nucleotides. Its product is annotated as auxin-responsive protein SAUR36-like. The record is from RefSeq and is a predicted model, not a curated record. The transcript has a single exon. Bases 20 to 592 code for a protein of 190 amino acids. Gene Ontology annotation, biological process: response to auxin. Lineage: Eukaryota; Viridiplantae; Streptophyta; Magnoliopsida; Poales; Poaceae.